UAUUGAUUAAUGCUUUGCAAGCAUUAUUGCAAUACUAUUUCUCUCUCUUCGUUACAUUCUGAAACUCCAAUCACUCACUGAUUAAUUUGCUGUUGUUGUUAUCUGUAUCAUAUCAUGGCUGAAGCACUUGUGGUUGGAGCUUUAGUUUCUGGCUUCGCCAACGUCGUUCUUGACCGGCUCAUUUCUUCUGAGUUUGUCAACUUGGUGGUGGGCAAGAAGCUGGAUGGGAAGUUGGUUGACAGGCUGAAGAUUGCUAUCUUGGCUGCUAAAGCUCUGGCUGCUGACGCUGAGCAGAAGCAGUUUGGAAACGAACUCGUCAGGGAAUGGCUUGAUAGUCUCAGGGAUGCUCUCUACACUGCUGAUGACUUGCUGGACCGUGUCUGCACCAAAGCUCAAAUUCGCAGCAAGGUACUUCCUUGAUCUGUCUAGUAGGGAGAUGGUGACUAAGAUAGAAGAGGUGGUUGAAAGAAUAGAAGAUCUUGAGAAACGCAAAGAUACCCUUGGUCUCAAAGACAUUCCAACGGAUAGCUCCUCAUGGAGACCUCCAUCCACUUCUCUUGUGAAGGGGAAUGUGAUAGGCAGGGAUGGUGACCAACAGGCACUAAUCAAGAUGCUCAAUGACAACAAUCAUCAUAGCUUGUCCGUCAUCUCUAUUCUUGGUAUGGGCGGGGUUGGUAAAACUACUUUAGCACAAUGGCUCUACAACAAUCAGGAUUUGAUGGACGGGGUUGAUCUGAAAGCAUGGAUUUGUGUUUCUGAAAAUUUUGAUGUUGUUGAGACUACAAAAAAUGUUAUAAAGGGGAUCUCUUCGGGUGUUUGUAGUCUUGACAGCUUUGAUUUACUUCAACAAGAUUUGAAGGAUAAACUGUCACAAAAGAAGUUCUUCGUUGUCUUGGACGAUGUAUGGAGCGAAGAUGCUGAUAAGUGGAAUAGUUUUAUCACCCCUUUUCAACAUGGGAGUAAGGGAAGCACUAUUCUUCUAACUACCCGCAAGGAAAAUGUUGGUCCAACAGCCCAAAAUUAUAACUCUUACUCUCUCAAGGGACUGUCAGAUGAUUAUUGUUGGUCUAUUUUUGCGUACAAUGCAUCCUUUCCUGAAUCAAAUGGGAGUUCAGAACUUGAAGGAAUUGGUAGAAAGAUUGUCGAGAGGUGUGAUGGCUUGCCAUUAGCUGCAGAAACACUUGGACACUUGUUGCGCUCAGAGCAUCGUGUUGAAGAAUGGAAUAAGAUACUAUUCAAUGACAUUUGGGAAUUUCCUGUGGCAAAUUGUAAGAUUGUUCCUGCAUUGUUAAUAAGUUACUAUCAUCUGCCUGCUCAUUUAAAACACUGCUUUGUUUAUUGUUCAUUGUAUCCCAAAGAUCAUAAAUUUGAUAAAGAUGAAUUAAUCUUGUUGUGGAUGGCUGAAGAUCUUUUACGACCACCAAGGAAGGGAGAGACUUUAGAAGAAGUUGGUUGCGAGUGUUUUGAGGACUUGGCUUCAAGACUAUUUUUCAAGCAGGACACGAUUAAUGGGAAAUAUUUUGUGAUGCAUGAUCUCAUGCAUGACUUGGCAACAUUUCUUGCUGGAGAUCUUUAUUGUAGAUACUCAGAACUCGGUGAAAAUGAAGAGAUGAGAAUUCUAACUCGUCAUUUGUCAUACGAUCAUUCAAUCCCGGAGAAAAUAUGCUCCUCUCGUAAAAUAGAAUCUUUGAGGACAUUAUUGUAUAUCAAUGGUUGGAAAGUACAGGCAGUGUUACCAUGUGAUAUAUUGUCAAAGAAUAUAUACUUAAGAGUUUUGUCCUUUGGUAGACUCGAUAUAUUUCCUGAUUCAAUAGAUAAAUUGAUCCAAUUGCGCUAUUUGGAUCUUUCUAAGAGUUGUAUUAAGGUAUUGCCGCAGUCAUUAUGCAACUUGUGCAAUCUACAAACUUUAAAGUUAGAAGAUUGUGCAAUGUUGACUAUGCUGCCCAAUGGCAUGUAUAAGCUUGUGAAUUUGCGGCAUCUUGAUAUAAGAGGUACUCGUCUGAAAGAAAUGCCAAAAGGAAUGGGCAAAUUAAAACAGUUGCACAUUUUAAGUUACUACUUCGUAGGCAAGUCUAAAGACAACGGAAUCCAAGAGUUAGGAGGGCUUUUAAAUCUUCAUGCAUCACUUGAGAUUCGGAAAUUGGAGAAUGUGGUUGAUGCCAAUGAGGCAAGGAAUGCAAGGAUAAUAGAUAAGAAGCACAUUGACGAGUUAUUGUUGAAAUGGUCUUCAGGUGAUGAUAUGGUUUCAAACACACAUAGUGAUGAACAAGACAUACUCCAGGGCUUGCAACCGCACCGUGUCUUGAAAGUGUUAGAAAUUGAUGGAUACAAAGGUAAAAUAUUUCCAGAUUGGAUGGGGCAUUCCUUGUACCAAAACAUGACAAGUGUAUCUCUCAAGUCUUGCAAGAAUUGCUGCAUGCUGCCUUCACUUGGACAGCUGCCUUCUCUUAAGUCCCUGUGCAUCGAAAGUUUUAAUGAGCUGAAGAGCAUUGGCAAGGAGUUUUACAAGAAUGAAGGCGAUCAACAUUCUUCGCCUAUUGCACCGUUUCCCUCACUGAAGCGUUUGCAGUUUCACAACAUGCCAUGUUGGGAGGAGUGGCACUUACCUGAGUCAGAAGCCUUUCCACAGCUUAAUAGCCUACAAAUAAGAGAGUGUCCAAUGUUAAAGGGAGAUAUGGUUAAUCAGGUAUUAAUGAGAAUUGUUUCUUCCUCGUCGAAUGUUUCCAAAGUGCGCCAACUGGAAAUACGAGAAGAACUCGAAAUACGAGAAGGACUGCAUCAAAAGAUGACACUUGAUCGGGAUAGUUUAUCAAUUAGUAUAUUUAAAUCUGUGGUAUCCUUAGGGGGAAAUUGUUUACCCAAAUCUUUGCAAACGCUCAAAAUCCGGGGCAGACAAAUUGAAUUACCCCAGCAACAACAGAAGUAUGAUUUGGUAGAUCUACAAAUAUAUGAAAGCUGUGAUUCACUGACCUCAUUGUCGUUGGAUGCUUUUCCCAAUCUCGAGAAUCUGGAGAUAAUAGAGUGUUCAAAUCUGGAAUCAGUUUCAAUGUCAGAGCCACCACACGCUGCUCUUCAACGUCUCACCAUCUCUAACUGCCCCCAAUUUGUGUCAUUUCCCCAAGAAGGACUGGCUACACCCAACCUGACUGAUCUCGAUGUUAACCGGUGCUCGAAGUUGGAGGCAUUGCCACGUGACAUGAAUAGUCUUCUCCCAAAUUUACAGUAUCUUGACAUACGAGGUUGCCCAAACAUUUGUAGGUUGCCAGAUGGUGGUUUGCCGCCUAACCUGAAAGAGCUUGUUGUAGGAGAUUGCGAGGAACAAGAGAGGGGUCUAUCAUGGUUGGGCAACUUGGACAACCUCACUCAUCUUUUCAUUGAUGGUUCUAACUGUGAGAUUAUAAUAAAGUCAUACCCAGAGGUGGGUUGGCUGCCUCGCCUUCCCUCCCUUACCACUCUACAUAUCCAAGACGUUUUCACUCUGGAGACAUUGGACUGCAAUGAGCUUCUCCGCCUCACCUCCCUUCAACAAUUGCACAUUGAGAACUGUUGGAGGCUGGAGAAUAUGGAAGGAGAAAAGCUCCCUCCCUCUCUCUUAAUACUCGAAAUUGACUGCUGUGGUUUGCUGGGCAAACACAUCGAGAACAAGCAUCGACGAAUUUGGCCCAAAAUUUCCCACAUCCCCACCAUAUCAUUGAAUAAGAGGAUUCUGGAUUCGAAUACGCUGGAGUUGUCAAAAGCAGAGGGAAGCAUUGAGGAGUGCGCUUUUUCCAAAUUCUGGAAGUCUGUUAAGCAGCACUUUUGAGCCUCAUCAUCAUGUUAAGAAUGAACAAUGGGAUGAAGAGAAUCUUGACAGAGAAGGUGAGGAGUACUACCCUUCAGAUACUGUUGAUGGGUAUCCAGAUGUUGAUUUGCGUAGUCCUUUAAUGUCCACUUGUGGCAGUAGUAUGUUCAACAUUCUCUGUGUGAAGGUCCGGUGAUGGCGAGGGAGGGAUUGGUGGUGCCCGGCAGAUAGCAUGGAAAUGGUCGGAAAAAGGAGGAUGAUUUAAAAGAGUUUUAUUUGCUGGCCAUUUUAGCCAAACUGCUCUUUAUUCCAAGCAAACAGUUGGAUCCGCAAUGGUUCAUCCAUCUCAGGCUGCUUCAAAGGGUCCAAUUUGGAAAGAUCUCACUGAACCUGGGGUUAAGCAUGCGUUGAUUGUUGAGAUUGGGAUACAAAUUCUUCAGCAGUUUGCAGGGAUAAAGGGUUCUGUAUUACACUCCUCAAAUUCUUGAAGAGGCAGGAGUUGAAAUUCUUCUUAAAGAUAUUGGCAUUAGCACCAAAUCUACAUCAUUCCUAAUCAAUGAUGUCACAACCUUGUUGAUGCUUCCUAGUAUAACUUUAGCUCAUAGAUAUCUUUGGAAGAAGCAAAUGGUAAUCUUCCCAUGUUUCCAAUAUGUGAUUGGACAUAGACAAAGCAGAGGCAAACUAACAGAAUUUGUGUAUUUCUGUUAUCAUUACAACAACACGCUGGAGUUGCCAAAAUUUAACCCUUCAAAUUGGCCACUAUACUAAGCUACAUACUUGCAGCAUGAAAUGGAAGGCAACUACUACUCACCACGAUUCUUGUGUUGAUCGUCUCGCUUAUGCUUUUGGUUGUUGGAAACACCUUAGAGUUCAGCCUCAUCAUCAAUUUAAUUCUAAGUUCAUUUGAAGGGGUAAUUAAGCUGGAUUGAGGUUUUGGGAACCGAAAAAGUGUGUUUUCUGAUUUUGGCUUCAUGUUAUUGAAAAGCAAGCACAUGAUGGAGAAAGUUGGAGUGGCACUUAUUAUUGUUGUUGAGUCGGCUGUUGUGUUGCAAGAUUCAUAUGGGACAGUGAAAGGAAUCAGAAGGAUCAAGAUUUCCGAGGUGAUGCAGGUAUGUAGCUAAUACAGUCAAGAUUCAAACAUUAUGCUCUCCACAUUUGAAGAUGACAAUCAUGUACCUGAAAUGAUCAUUAUGAGAAGAAGAUCCACUGGGAAAGGGAAGUACAUUUGAGGUUUAGUAACCAACCAUAUCUAAAUUAUCUUCAUUCAAUCCAAAGUUCAACAGAAGAUGUGAUUUGUUUUAGCUUCAAGUUGUCACUAUAAAUCUGCAGUUGGAGAGUGGUCCAAUCUUGGUUGUGGCUAAAAUUUUGAUAGCAAGUUCUGGAUGUACUUGUUCAUUCUGAAUGGUUGGACGAUUAAGAUAAGAUUUGGAGGGUGAGAUAUGGCCUGCCACGCAAAGUAGCUGUGGUUUUGUAAAAUUUUCUUGUUUUUGGUUCCCAUUUAUACGCAUUGGUGCUUGGUUGUUUUGAUUUACUAUAAGCAUGAUUUGUGCACUCAUUUGAGAUUCUCUUGUAUCCUUACUUGAUUACAAUGGUACUUGUUUUUUGGUCUGAAUGAUCCGUAGUUUUUACCUCUCACAUGUCUUGUCCCAAUUUUUAUUUUUCUGUUUUCUGUUAUUUGUUGGCUGCCACUGUUUUGUGUAUUGUUACGCCAA
Molecule: messenger RNA, 5493 nt
Organism: Arachis stenosperma
Lineage: Eukaryota; Viridiplantae; Streptophyta; Magnoliopsida; Fabales; Fabaceae
Product: putative disease resistance protein At3g14460
Exons: 8
Coding region: 344-3802 (1152 amino acids)
Biological process (GO): defense response to other organism
Molecular function (GO): ADP binding
Source: RefSeq, a predicted model, not a curated record